AAAUUUUUACACAAGCCUCCUCCCAUCAUCGUAGUAGCUUUCCCUCAAAUUCAAGUCUUCUUCCGUUCACCUCCAAGUUUUAAGUACGUCUACAACAUAAAUUCCCACUCUCUUUUAUGCAAAUUAGGGUUUAAAUUUUUGCUAAUAUUUUCGAUUUGCAAUGGAUGUAGAAGAUGACACAAGAGAGGGCUUGGCUUCCUCCAUUAUCCUUCAAUCUUUGGAAUCCACUCAGCAGGGAGAUAAGAUUUCUGAUGAGGAUUUGGCUUGGGUUAAUUCUUGUCUGGUUACAGAUACUGAAAUUUUGGAAAGAAAUUGGUCUUCUUUCAAAGAUGUUUUGCUGGAGAUCAUUGGUGACCAACCUGAGCCACUUGACUCUUCUGCAACUGGAAGCAAUGGUUUUCUUAGUGGAACUGAAAUCAGUAUAGUUCCUGCCAUCAAGGAGGCAGAGGCUGCCAAUUACUCAGGGAGAACUGAUGAAGAUCUUCUUGUCAUUCCAGUGGAUGGAGACAAUGGAAUAAACACCAACAACAUUCCUAUCAAAAAGAGGACUGGUACCCAGCUGCAAUUUCUUCAGGAAGACUCUGCUGAAAUGUUUUGGGGAGAUCCUUUCCAACCCACCUACAAGGAGAAUGAAAGAAAGGAUAGUGCUGUUGAUUCAGGAGUUAAAUCAAGCUUAUCUGCAGAAGAGAUGAAUUCAUCAACAGCGGAUAUCUUCAGGGUAUGGGAUUUGGACAUUCCAGUAGAUGGGGACAAUGGAAUAAACACCAACAACAUUCCUAUCAAAAAGAGGACUGGUACUGAGCUGCAAUUUCUUCAGGAAGAUUCCACUGAAGUGUUUCGGGGAGAUCCUUUCCGACCCACCUACAAGGAGAAUGAAAGAAAGGAUAGUGCUGCUGAUUCAGGAGUUAAAUCAAGCUUAUCUGCAGAAGAGAUGAAUUCAUCAACAGUGGAUAUCUUCAAGGUAUGGGAUUUGGACAUUCCGGAUGAGGAAGAUGAUCUUAUUAAAGAGUUGAACGAGGUUGCUGCAGAGACAACAACUUCCUUUCCAUCAAUGCCAUUGCCUUUUGAUGAUUCAACAGCAUUGAAAGACCUGGAAGAUGAAACACUGGAUAAUUUGAUUGCGGGCAUUGCAGAUCUAUCUUUAAACGCUGAAAAGUUUUAGUUCAUUUCUAUGUCCAUAAACAUAUGUAGAUUUGUCAUAUAUUGCCUAGACUGACUAUGUUGCAACCUAUGACAUUUCCGAUGAGGUUUACAAGGGUUUUGUUGCUUUGUCAGUUUAAGAUGCCCCGUUGUUUUGGUUAGGAUUUCAAACAAGACCAGGUGGUCUCCCCCGCACCGUAACACAUGAAACUCAGUGAUUAUAUACCGGCCUUGUACUUAAAUUGUCAAAGAAGCAUUUUUCGUUAUA
Molecule: messenger RNA, 1408 nt
Organism: Gossypium raimondii (Peruvian cotton)
Lineage: Eukaryota; Viridiplantae; Streptophyta; Magnoliopsida; Malvales; Malvaceae
Exons: 2
Coding region: 161-1162 (333 amino acids)
Source: RefSeq, a predicted model, not a curated record